Messenger RNA from Protopterus annectens (West African lungfish), 2148 nucleotides. Its product is annotated as integrin alpha-M-like. Gene Ontology annotation, biological process: cell adhesion mediated by integrin; integrin-mediated signaling pathway; cell-cell adhesion. The coding region runs from base 1 to 1317 and encodes 438 amino acids. The record is from RefSeq and is a predicted model, not a curated record. The transcript has 13 exons. Gene Ontology annotation, molecular function: integrin binding. Gene Ontology annotation, cellular component: external side of plasma membrane; integrin complex. Lineage: Eukaryota; Metazoa; Chordata; Ceratodontiformes; Protopteridae.
AUGGUCCAGUUCACUUACACAGUCAAGUCUACAAAGUCUGACAGUUAUCAGAGAAGAUUGACGUUCUUACCUGUUAAUGAACUACUUUCUGUGCCAAAGCUACAAUUCAAACAGAACUGUGGUGAGGACAACAUUUGCACUGACUACUUAAGGAUCACAUUUAAUUUUUCAGGUUUCAGUUCAGUGAUUAUAGGAAGACAUACAGAGCUGAAUCUGACGGUAAACCUACAGAAUGACUAUGAAGAUUCAUCUUACACUGUUGUGCACUUCUUCUAUCCCCUGGGUCUCUCCUUUCGGAAAGUUAAUGUGCCAGAGGCCAGCAGACACAUACCCAUUUCCUGUGUACCAUCAGAACAACCAGAUCAAAAUGUAAACAAUGUAGUAUGUGGUGUGAGCACCCCGAGUUUUCCGGCAGGAUCAAAAAUCAUUUUCAGUGUAGCAUUUGGAAUAACUGCUAAGAGUACCUGGGGUGAGAAGUUGGUAAUCACUGCCAAUGUGACAAGUAAUAACAAGGACAGGAUCUUGAAUGAAAGUGCAUACACAAAUGAAAUUCCAAUCCAGCAUGCAGUGGCAUUAAUUCUGAUUCGGGGUGAAGAAUCGACUCAUUACAUUAACUUUUCAGCAAUUACACCACAAACUAAGGCUGUAGAGCACAUCUAUGUGGUGGAAAACCUGCAAGAAGUGAAAAACCUUCCAGUAACUUUGACCUUCAGUGUUGCUGUUGCACUUGGCUCUUCACAGAUCUGGAACAUCACAAAUGUUAGCAAUGACAAGGAUGCCUCUUGUAAAGAAAUUGGUGAGAUUCAUGAAAACUGCUCAAAUAUGGAAGCACAGCAGAAGGAACAAGUCAUUCUGGAUUUUCAGAACGUUGUGUGCAAAUUGUUCCAGUGUAGUAUCAUUUCACUUGGACAGAAAGAACCUCAUCACUUUCGCAUCAAAGGAAAUGUGUCCUCAAGCUUGAUUUCUCAGCAUGUGAAAGAUAGAAAGCUGUUCUUGGCUAGUUCUGCACUUGUUGAAUACAAUAGGACAAAGUACGUCUCAAUGUUUGGACAAGAAGGGUCACCUUUAAGCAUUGAGAUCCUGACAGAGGUUGAAAUUUAUGAAGAAGUCAACAACAAACUAUAUGCUGCAGGUAUCAUUGGAGGAUUAGUUUUGUUAAUUGCAGCUAUUCUAUUGUUGCGCAAAUGUGGGUUUUUCGAACGACACUACAAGAAUAAAGUGAGUGGACAGAAUGAAGAACUUUCUCCUGAAAAUGAAAGCCCAACAACAGAGAUAGGAAAUAUGACUUCUGACAAGACAGCUUCCGGACAAGAGUAAUGGCUGACAACAAUAAGACUGUCACAUGACUUCUGAUGAUGUCUAGUUCAUUCACAUUUUCAACACCACCAACAAAACCUUCCAGUUCAAAAUUCACUUUUGAAAUACCUAUCCUGAUACUGACUUUUGUAAAGAUUGAAUAAAGACGUACUAUUGUUUUUCUUCUUUCUACUUUAUCUACCUUAAAAGCAAGGUGGGUUUGUGAUCAAAAGAUAGAGUUUAGAAAAGACCAGUACAAAACCUGACUGAUGUGUCCUUUCCCUUGUAGGAAAAUCUGCACUGAAGAUGUAGCUGCCUCUGUUAUGGCAUUACAAGAAUUACCUGGCAACUGUGUUGUAAUUUAAAAGUUGUAUAAGAUUAUUGUAAUUGUUUUGAAAUUUUAUUAAGCUUCUUUGCAGUCUAACUAUCUAUGUACCAGCACUAUAAUUACAAUGAACAUUCACUGCACAGCUUUACUCUUUUUACUUUAUAGUUACAUUAUAUUUUCAUUUGGCAUUGUCUUGAAAAUGCUUGUGUAAACAUUAUACUAUGCAGAGCUGGCAAUGCACUAAUUACACUGCAGUUAUUUUUCAAGUGUGAUAGCAAUUGCUAAAUUAUAUGUAGUUAGGUAGCAGAUGAAAGUUAAUUACAGUGCAGUUGGAUGUAUAGUUGAAAGGCAGACUAACUGCAGUCAAAAAUGACUCAGUUUUAGCUACAAGGUAAUUACUGCAAUUCCAAGAAAGUGUAGUGACAUUACAGUGUAAUACAAGGCAAGUACUCUCUAAAAUCUUAGAAAAAUGUAUUCAUCUUCAACUCCUUCCUUAUCUUUUAGAAAAUCACCUACUAACUUCC